Vicia villosa (hairy vetch) is the source of this 1110-nucleotide messenger RNA. RefSeq lists its product as uncharacterized. The record is from RefSeq and is a predicted model, not a curated record. Bases 1 to 1110 code for a protein of 369 amino acids. The transcript is spliced from 2 exons. NCBI's taxonomy places the organism in Eukaryota, Viridiplantae, Streptophyta, Magnoliopsida, Fabales, Fabaceae.
AUGGAAAAAAGAGAAACAAGUAAUUCUAAACAAAAAAGAAAACGGGAAGAGAGUUGGAAUCCUCAUAGUUCUUGGGAAAACUAUGAAAAUGAAACUAUGAAUAAAAAAGGUUAUGCAAAGGCCAAAGGAAAAUGGACAAAAGUUGCGGAAGAAUUUAAACCUUACUAUGAAGAAACUAAAUCUAAAAAAUUAUUAAACUUAGACUGUGUAAGAAAUCCAGAGGAUAUACUACAAAGGUGGUCUAAUGAUAUGAUUAUGCUUAUAGCAACCGAUGAAAAAUUUUCUAAGAUAAAUCUAACGGAUGUCAAGAAUUUAAUAGCUUAUAGAACAACAGGAAAUGUGCUGAAAUUCUUAACAAGUAUUAAUGAUGAAACAUGGAAUCAAUAUAUAGGAAUGGUAGAAAAUAAUAAUCAACAAUUUGCUAAACUAAUAAUGGAAUUAAUAUAUAAAGAAUUCAUAGGCUACAAUACUCUUGAACAUAAAACAGAAGUAAAUAAACUUUUGCGAGAAAAUGCAGAAAUUCAUCUAAUUAAUAUGCAGAUAUGUUUUAUUAAAAAUCUUGCAGCUGAAAGAAAAUUACUUCAACAAAAACUUAAGAAGGAUGUUAUUUGGUCAUGGACCGAAGAAGACGAAAUACUUAUUACUAAAUUGAAAUAUUUAUGUCGAGAUCUUCCUGAAUUAUAUCAUCCAUCAGAUGAUGAUUUAAUUAUUAUUGAAACUGACGCAUCAAAUGAAUGUUGGGGAGGUGUUAUGAAGGCUAAGCCCCCUAGCCAAAAGAAAGAAUUACUAUGCAGAUAUAUGUCUGGAACCUUUUCAGGCAGUGAAAUUAUUUAUCCUACUCAUGAAAAAGAAACAUUAGCAUUAAUUCGGAUGUUAGAAAAACAUCGAAUUUAUGUUCUUGAUAAAGAAUUUAUUGUUAGAACCGAUUCUACUUAUGUUGCAGGUUUCAAAAAUAUUAAUCAUAAAGGAACUUACAAGCAAGGGAGACUUAUAAGAUGGCAGAUGAAACUAGCCGAAUAUAAUUACUCAAUUACUCACAUUAAAGGCGAAAAGAAUGUACUUGCAGAUAUACUUUCUGGAGAAUGGAACGAGUCUCAGAAGAAAUCUUGA